Molecule: messenger RNA, 1215 nt
Organism: Aureobasidium vineae
Lineage: Eukaryota; Fungi; Ascomycota; Dothideomycetes; Dothideales; Saccotheciaceae
Source: the annotation of a GenBank genome assembly
AUGGACUUGCACCUGCUUAGAGCAGACUCUCCCAUGGCCGUCCGACACAUCGAUCUCUGCUAUGAUCACACCGACUCCGAGCGCUCCGCUUUGCGCCUGAUAUACACAUUAUGCCCCGACUGGGAGCACGAUGAAGGCCCGGUUGAAUUGAUCCCCUUCACUGAAGGCAUCACAAAUACUGCCAUCAAGAAACGACCAGGGUACACACAACAAGAUAUUGACUCGGAUGCGAUCCUUCUGAGGGCAUAUGGAAAGGGAACAGAUGUCCUGAUAGACCGCGAGAGAGAAACUCGAUCGCACUCUCUGCUUGCGGGCCGCGGACUAGCGCCUCCACUAUUCGCUCGCUUCGAGAAUGGCCUACUGUACAAAUACAUCGCAGGCGACGUAUGCAGCCCAGAAGACCUCCGAAGACCCGACGUCUAUCGCGCAGUCGCCAGAAGACUCGGCCAAUGGCACAGCACACUACCCAUCGCUGCUAUCAGUUCGCUCCAGACGCUGCAAGACCAGAAUGGUGAUGAUCACCACCACACAGACACAGCCGGCAACAAGAGGCCGAAACCAAGUCUGUGGACCGUCAUGCAAGAGUGGAUCAAUGCGCUACCCGUAGCCACACAGAAAGAGAAGGAACGCAAACACAUGCUGGAACAGGAAUUGACACAUCUCUCGAACGAGCUGGGACAAAUCCCCGGUUUGGACGGUUACGACUACAUUUUCGCUCAUUGCGACCUGCUAUCCGGCAACGUAAUUGUACACCCUGAGAAAAGAGAAGGAGGGAAAGGUCUCACAGUGAGCUUCAUCGACUACGAAUACGCAACCCCAGCACCCGCUGCCUUCGACAUUGCCAACCACUUUGCUGAAUGGGGCGGUUUUGAUUGCGACUACUCUGCUUUGCCAACACGCAGUCAACGUGCCGAUUUCAUUGCCCAAUAUCUCGCAUCAUACCGCAAUUUCGCUCCUGUAUCAGAUCCGGAAACAAUCAAACGCGAACAACAGCAACUGGUCAGCCAAGUCGACACUUUCCGCGGCCUACCUGGCUUCUAUUGGGGAAUUUGGUCCCUGAUCCAAGCCACCAUUUCACAGAUCGACUUUGAUUACGCUUCAUAUGCUGAUGUCCGUCUUGGCGAGUACUGGGCUUGGAAAGCCGAGCAAGACGGCUCCAGGCAACGAGAAGGCCGUGAGCCUACAUUACGAGAGAAGCGAUGGGCCGAGGAGUAA